Drosophila gunungcola (fruit fly) is the source of this 5135-nucleotide messenger RNA. RefSeq names its product calcium/calmodulin-dependent protein kinase kinase 1. Gene Ontology annotation, biological process: positive regulation of protein kinase activity; intracellular signal transduction; protein phosphorylation. The record is from RefSeq and is a predicted model, not a curated record. Gene Ontology annotation, cellular component: cytoplasm. Bases 778 to 1794 code for a protein of 338 amino acids. The transcript is spliced from 3 exons. Gene Ontology annotation, molecular function: calcium/calmodulin-dependent protein kinase activity; ATP binding; calmodulin binding. NCBI's taxonomy places the organism in Eukaryota, Metazoa, Arthropoda, Insecta, Diptera, Drosophilidae.
GAGUUUAUUUUGAGGUUCAUAUUAAGGUGCCCUGGCAAUUGUAUAAAUGGUAGUAAAGCUUUAAAAGCUGCAUUUGAAAACUUUCAAUUCACCUUUUUUCUAAAGCUUAGCUGUCAGUCGUUAUUUCUUCAGUCAUCGUUCGAAUAUUGUAUAUAAUGUCGCUUAUUUUUGUGUAGAUACAUACAUAAACGGGAUUUGCUUAAACUUCGAAAUAAAUUUGAAAAUUUUAAUUUCGUGUAAUUACAUAUGUAUGUAUGUUACUGCAAUACUUACUUUCAUAUGUUGGGCCACUUGUUUGUACUGUUUAUAGUGCAUCACCGUUCAACAAUAUUUGAUAUGAAAUAUUCAUACGUACAUAUUGUUGGCAACGCCGCAACUAUAGCGUCUCGUUGAGAAAUUCAAUUCAGUACCAGAUAGGCUACGCAACUGGAAAGAAUAAAAUCAUACAGUCCACGAAGCCCCGCUUGUCUUAUUCCUGAACAUAUUGUUAGUCCAUCGUACCAGAUUCUUGGACAGUUAGUGAAGUGCUUUGGAACUCAGGGUAAUUGGUUGCAAUGGAUCAAUUAAAAGCACUAGUGAAGAGCCGUGCCAGGCUCAAGGUCAACAUUACACGCACACUGGCAUGUUUUGAACAAACGGAGUCUACUGCGCAGUCGGAGUACACUACACGUAUGGAACUGCCGCAGGCAGUUUCACGAGAAUGUGGAAGGUAAUGUUGAUCCGGAGAUCGACAACGCGACCUACGAAUCCAAAUUUCUAAGGGCAAACGCACUACUCAUGGAGAAAAGUAAUGCUCUACAACCGAGUAAAUCUGCAGGCAUGGGAAGUGGAAGCAACGUGCUUCAUUCAAACAGUGACGUCAUCGUAAACUUGCUGCAACAAAACCAACAACUAUUCGAGCGGCUAGCAAUAAAUCGGGAAGUAUUAAACAUGAAGCUGUAUGAAGGUGCUGACGCAUUCGGUAUCGGGUCUGGCAGCACAGAGCGAAUUGCCCAAAAUUCAAAUCAAGCGGUUUUCUGGCAACUACACAGACAACUACAAGAUAUUUAUGAGAGCACAAUUCAUAACAAGCAGCAUCUGUCCAACACUCAGAUAAUUCGUCACUUGAAAACACUUCUUGUAGGUGGAGCUUCCAACUUAGUGCGACUCCUGGCAAUUACUGAUACGGCUUAUAGCACUGCCUGGGAUCGUCUCAAGGAAAGGUACAAUCAUCCUCGGCACAUUGUUUAUUCAUUUUUGGAGCAAUUUUUGAGCUUGCCAACUACCACUAAAAUUGAUGCAACAACCUUACGCAAGGUGUCUGACGGAGCAAACGAAAUUGUUCGAGGGCUGGAUGAAGUGAAUCAAACAGAACGAGACUGCUGGAUCAUCUAUCUGGCACUGGAGAAACUUGACGCUGACACUCGGCGCAGGUGGAUUGAGCGCAUUAUGGACACGGACUCACCCACUCUUGAGGAAUUCUUCAAGUUUCUAGAUUCCCGCUGCGAGGAACUAGAGCUGAGUAAACGGGAGCUUGCGGCUGUAGGCAAAUCAGCAAUGUAUGGCGAAAAGCCCAGAAGGGUCACACAAUCGAUGGUUGCAGUUGAAGGCAAUAGCUGCACCAAAUGUAAUUUUACAGGGCACACUUUGUAUGGCUGUCAGCAGUUUUUGGGUCCGUCUGGCGUUCAAAGACGUGAAGGAGAAAUCAUUAUGCUUCAACUGUUUGAGUCCUGGACAUGGGGUCAGAAAGUGCAAGUCAACAUACAAAUGCAAGCAAUGCAGACAUCAUCACUCCCUUCUCCAUAUACAUGGUAAUCAACAAACUGUUGGAAAUCUUGCCCAAAUAGAAGGAAAAAACGAGCACAACACGAUUGAUCAGGACACUUCCGUCACAACAAGUCACUUGGCCCAAGGAGCGGGCACACCAGCGGUUGUAGGUGCACCAGGCACUGUAGUAUUCUCAAAGGAAAAUGGAAUCAAGUGAAGCAUACUACCCACUGCCAUGGUGUAUGUUCAGAACGCGAACAGAGACAUUUUAACAUGCCGAAUCUUAUUGGACACCGGCUCCGAGCUUUCUUAUGUUUCCGAACGUUGCAUCCAGGCUUUAGAAUUUGCACGAUCUUCAUUUCGCAUAUUGGUUACAGGAAACACAUCGGUGAAAGCAACACCACAAGGGGAUGCAGCAAACUCCAUAUUAAGUCGCGUAUAUCGGAUGAUAACUUGGUUGUCAACGCUCACGUGCUGGGAAUAAUCACUUCUUCGCUAGAAAGACAAAACAUCGACGCAUCGUCACUGGAGGUAUUCAAGAAUCUCCAGCUGGCAGAUACACACUUCAACGCAAACGCACCAGUGCAAACUCUUUUGGUCAGUGAACACGUUUGGUCCUUAUUUACUGUUAGAAAGCUGUACAACAACAAGGGCGAUCUAAUCGCAAUUUCAUCGGUCUUCGGCUGGCAUGGCAGCCCAUCCAAGCAACGCUAUUGCACUAACUACAACAAUGGACAUUGACGCAUCGCUUCAGAAGUUUUGGGAACUGGAAAACAUUCAAAUAGCACCAAAUCGGAACCGGAGUAUCAACAAGUCGAGAAGCACUUUCUUAUCACUCACCAUCGCAACGAGAACGGAAAGUAUAUCGUGGAACUUCCAUUCAACACACCGAACCCUGAAUUUGGAGGUGCUCUUCAAUAAGCGCUCAAACGUCUUAAAUCUGUGGAGCGACGAUAACAACAGAACGAGCAGCUGAGUACACAGUACGUAUACUUUAAAGGGGAAUACAUCAAUCUUUGACACAUGAGAGAAGUACCGCCAGACGAAAUUGCUUCCUAGUAUCCAGCGCGAUCUAUUUGCUGUAAAUAGAAAAUUAUGUGACGAGAGAACCCAAACGAUCAUGUCAAGUAUUUCCAAUUAUGCACAGUGACUUACGGAACUUCAAGCGCACCAUUUCUGGCAAUUCGCGUACUGGAGCAACUGGCUGUCAAUCAUCAACAGCAAACGCUGCGAAAAUCCUGCUGGAUGAUUUUUACGCUGAUGACGUUUUUACUGGUUCGAAUAGCGAGGAUGAACUAUUACGAAACCGAAACGACUUGAUUGAGCUGAUGUCUUGCGCUAAUCUUGAGCUCGGUAAAUGGGUAUCUAAUACUCCCUGCAUACGAGCGAUCGACUCCAAGGGCACUACUCAACCGUGGCCAGUUUAAGCUCUUGGGCUAGCUGCAAAUCCCAACUGUACAAAGAGACAAGUCUUGUCGGUCGUGUCAAGGAUAUUUGAUCCUUCUGGACUUUUGGCACCCAUCGUGAUUCAAUUAAAAAUAUUGUUUCAAAUGCUCUGACUUCUCAAUCUGGAUUGGGAUGAUCAACAGCCAAGCAAACUGGCAGACAAUUGGUUAAAAUGGCGAGCAGAUCUAGACAUUCUUCAGAAAUUCCAAUUUCCAACAUUGAAUUCCACGGAUUUUCCGACGCAUCAACAAGGGCCUACGCUGCUGUUGUCUACAGCAGGAUGGUUAAAAAGGAUUGCUCAUUUUCGGUGUCAAUAGUGGCUGCAAAAACCACUAAAACAACAAUCGCUGUCGCGCCUGGAACUUUGCGCUGCACUUCUUCUGAGGCAACUUAUAUGCUCGAUCAUUAUGGAUUGCGACACAAACAGAUUACCGUUUUUGCCUGGACGGACUCAUAGUGCAUAGUUCUCUCCUGGCUUUCGUAUGCACCGGCUCAGCUUAAGACAUUUGUUGGGAACAGGACCUCGGAAAUCUUAAAAAUCAUUCCUAUGCAAGCCUGGCGUCACGUGGACUCCAAAUCAUACCCUGUGCAUCCAGGGGUCUGAUGGCUGCAGAUCUGAUGGACUUUAAUUUGUGGAGGAAUGGACCUGAGUGGCUAUGGGACCAAGAGUAUUACUCGGCAAAGCUGAACGACUCACGAUUUGGUUUAUUUAUAUCAGACAAACGCAUUCAAGGAGAAGUCAAAAGCACCUGUUUGGCUACAAUUGCUGAUCCAAGUUCAUUGCAUCCACUCGAUGAACUCGUCGUUCGAGUGUCUUCUUGGCUAAUGCUCAUUCACAUUAUCGGCUCUUUAUACGAUUUGUCCAGCGCGUACGAAAUCCAACUUGACGAGCACAAUUUUCUGAGAGUUGGCGGACGUCUGCACCACUCGCAGCUACCAACAGAGGCCAAACACUCAGUUUUGCUACCAAAAGCUCAUCGCAUUUCGAAGCUAAUACUUGAGCACGAGCAUCGAGUAAACAUGCACCCUGGCGUUUUCUCACUCUUCGUUAUUGUUCGCAAAAAUUCUGAAUAUUUGGAGCACGUAAUCUAAUAAGGAAAAUUACACAUGAUUGCUUGUCUUGCUCACAUCAGCAAAUGGCGGGCUUACCAAGCGUGCGUAUAACUUAACACUUCCAUUUUCUAACACUGGUUGCGAUUAUGCAGGACCAGUUCUCCUAAAGAUGCCAAAUUACGCAAGCCGCAGAUAAGCAAGGGCUUCAUAUGCCUUUAUGUUUGGUUGGUCACCUCGGCCAUACAUUGGAACUCGUUACGGAUCUGACCACAGGAACGUUUUUGGCAGCUUUGCGGCGCUUCAUAUCAUAACGUGGAAAGACAACGGAACGAAUUGCAAGAACUGCUAUCAUCACAACAGCAUCAGGACAUUGUCACCAGCACCCUUACGGAUGAUGGAAUCCAAUGGGUAUUCAUUCCUCCGAGAGCAGCUCACUGGGGAGGGAAGUGGGAAUCCGCAAGUAUAUGUGUAAAACUGCAUCUUCACAGAAUCAUCGGGAAUUCUACGCUCACCUUUGAGCAGAUGCGCACCUUGCUCACACAAAUCAGUGCAGUGAUAAACUCAUGCCCCUUAUGCUACACACCGGACACAGAAGCUAACUCCUCUCUAGCGGAUCCUGAUAUAAAGCAUAUUCUAGUGGGUCGAUGUGGAUACUGGCAAACCAUUCAAACUUUGUAUCAAGGCUUCUGGAAAAAGUGGCAUCAGGAGUACCUGAUUACUCUACAACAGCGCCCAAAGUGGGCCACGUCAACACCCAACAUAUCGAUUGAUGAUGUUGAAUUGCUUUAUGAGUCUAAUACACAACCAGCAGCAUGGCAUAUCGCAAGGAUUAUUGAAACCUAUCGAGAUAUUUUAUUUUAUUUUAUAUACAUGACUGCGAUAUAUGUAAA